Aspergillus versicolor CBS 583.65 is the source of this 1532-nucleotide messenger RNA. Its product is annotated as cytochrome P450. The transcript is spliced from 3 exons. Gene Ontology annotation, molecular function: monooxygenase activity; heme binding; iron ion binding. NCBI's taxonomy places the organism in Eukaryota, Fungi, Ascomycota, Eurotiomycetes, Eurotiales, Aspergillaceae. The record is from RefSeq and is a predicted model, not a curated record. Bases 106 to 1416 code for a protein of 436 amino acids.
UACGUCUUGUAUGCUCGCUCAUUCUCGCCGCUUGCCAAAAUCGACGGGCCGUUCUGGGCGGCGCUCUCUCGCCUCUGGCUUGUGAAGCAUUCGAGCGAUGGCGACAUGCACCGCGUCAUCAUUGCGGCGCACAAGCGCUACGGGGAUCUUGUCCGGACCGGCCCCUCAGAAGUCAGCGUUGCCGACCCCGGCGCCAUCAAGAAGAUAUACGGCGCGGGCACCAAGUUCCGCAAGAGCGACUGGUAUAGUGUCUGGCAGGGGCGGCGGAAGUUCGAUAUCUUCCCCGAGCGGGAUGAAAAGAUUCAUGGGACGCAAAGGAGGCUGGUGAGCCACUUGUAUGCCAUGAAGUCCUUGGUGCAGUACCAGGAUAAGGUCAACGAGGCGAUCGAGGUCUUUGUCAAGAGGAUCCGGGAUCAUGCGAGCCACCAGCCGCUGAAUCUAGGUGUAUGGGUUCAGCUUUUCGCUUUCGAUGUCAUUGGAGCCAUUACCUUCUCCAAGCGGUUUGGCUUCCUUGAAGCUGGCAGCGACGACGGCCAGUUCAAGAUCCUGGAACGCGCCCUCCGCUCGGGUGCGUGGGUUGGACAGAUGCCGUGGUUAUAUUGGCUGAACGAAGCCGUGACGCCAUACACCGGCAAUUGGCUGGAUGUGAUGGUGCGACAUGGCUCCGUGAGACAGUUCGCCAAAGCUCAAGUCGAUGCGCGGGUGGCCACGGACAACACGUCGUACACCGAUUUGCUUGCCCGGUUCUUCGAUGUCAACAAGCAGAAACCCUCGGACUUUGACGAGACCGCCGUGCUGUCGAUGGCGACCUCGAACAUCUUCGGUGGCUCCGACACGACGGCGAUUGCCCUCCGAGCGAUCAUCUGGUGCGUCCUCAAGAACCCACGCUGCAAGGAGAAGCUCGUGGAAGAGAUCAACGAGCGCCGGCGCAACGGCCAGCUGUCGUUCCCUGUAGCCCUCGAGGAGGCAGAAAAUAUGCCAUACCUGCAGGCGUGCAUGUACGAGGCCCUGCGUCUGCAUCCUGCGGUUGGCAUGUCUCUUCCCCGGGUCGUGCCCGACGGGGGGAUCGAGAUCGACGGACGCUUCAUUCCUGCCGGCACGACUAUUGGCGUGAAUCCGUGGGUCGCGCAUCGUGAUGAGCGGAUCUUCGGGAAGAAUACCGAAGAAUUCAGGCCGGAGAGGUGGCUUGUCGAGGACAGGGCCGAGUUGGAACGGUAUUUCUUCGCGUUCGGCAACGGGGCCCGGGCUUGUCUUGGUCGCAAUAUCAGUUGGAUGGAGAUGAGCAAACUGGUCCCAACCCUCUUUAGCCAGUUUGACGUGUCACUUACCAGCAGCGAUGCACAGUGGACGGAGAAGUGCUGGUGGUUUGUCAAACAAGACAAUGUCUAUGUCAAGUUUGCACCUUUGAAGAAAUAAAGGCCGGAGCGUCGCAAGGUGGGUAAAUGGCGUAUACUACUAUAGGUGAUAGAGGUAGAACAGAUUCUCGAGUUUCUUUGUAACGCCUAGCACUCAUCAAUGAAGUACGAAUUCUU